Molecule: messenger RNA, 5200 nt
Organism: Dermochelys coriacea (leatherback sea turtle)
Lineage: Eukaryota; Metazoa; Chordata; Testudines; Dermochelyidae
Gene: RPS6KL1
Product: ribosomal protein S6 kinase like 1
Exons: 11
Coding region: 2254-4281 (675 amino acids)
Biological process (GO): protein phosphorylation
Molecular function (GO): protein kinase activity; ATP binding
Source: RefSeq, a predicted model, not a curated record
UCUCCCUCAUUCUCUACAGCACAUCCUGCUAGUGCUUCUGCCAAAUUUCCAGUGUUUCCUUUUCUACCUGCUGGGCUUGGAGUUGCUCCAUUUGGGUUAAACUGAGACCCCUUGUUACUCUGUUCAGUAAGAAACCUCAACAGAGCUGAUGGCCCCCAGAUGGUACAGCCCAGAAAUGCAGCAUAGCCACCCCAAAAGCUACAAAUGCCCCCAUCUCCAGACACCUCCAGCCUGAAGGAAGGUCAACCUCUGCCUCAGCCUCUCUGACCUGCAGCCUCAGAGGAGGGGGAGCCUGGCAGCUAAGUUGCCUAUCUAGGGAAUUGUGGGAUGCAUGCCCAUAAGUCAUAGCACUUAACGAUUGAAUGCUGUCCCAGUGUAGCUGCAGGGCAGUUGAACAACCCAUAGACACAUGAGCAUGGAUGCAAACCACCCUGUUAGCUUUAACUGAGCUAUGCAACCCCAGCUAGGAACAGUCACACUCACUCAGAAGUACAGAAAGGCCUAAGGGAGUUUUGGCAGCACUCUCCACUCCCUGUUCUGAGCUGAAAUCCUCAGUCACCUCCCAAGCAACUCACACAUUUCACCUUUUCUGAGGCUCUAAACCAUAGGGUUCCUGAGUGCUGCAGCCAGCUGUCUCCCUUGGGCCAGGAUGUGUUCUCCCCCCGUUCUUCAUCACCUUCCCAGCUCUGACUUUGAAUCCCUUGCUAAAGGGGUGACCUGCCCCACUUUCUCCUCUGAUCUUCCCAACUUCUUUCUCCACACAUGCCACCUCUCCGCCUUACCUCCCCACCACCUUUCCUUUAUUGACGAUCAAUCAGUGGGGGCCUUCACCCUUGCCCUACUGCCCCUCUGCACUGGCUGAGCUGGUGCAAAGGCGCUCUAGAGCAGGUGUAGGCCCCCCCAUGGAAUACCCUGGCACAGAAAGUUGUCUGUGGGAGCCUCAGAACUAGCUCUGUACCUGCUCUGUCCCCCCAUGGAAACACCCAGCACAGGGGACACUCAAGAGCAGGCUGGGAACAGGAGGGUAGCAUCUGGGUUGUUGUGUCUUAGAGUCUAAACACCGUUAAGAAUAGGGUGAAACCACACUGGCACAGUUGGAGUCCGAAUAACCAUGUUUAAAGAGAUAUAACUCAAUUCCUAUACACUACAGUUGUCUCAAGACUCCAGCUCUUCACCAUUGCAGCAGCGCCCAUAUGGGCCUUGGAAACCAGAGCGCAAUCUAGUGCACCCUGAGGGAUGGAUCUGGACCCAUGUUUUCUCCCCUCCCAUGUGCUACCGAUACCUCAGAGUUCAAACAUAGGAAUCGCCGCACAAGAGCAGAGCAGUGAUCCACGUACUGCAGCGUCUGGUCUCUCACAGCGGCCAGAACCAGAUGCUUCAGAGGAAGGUGCCAAAAACAAAACAAAAAUCCAGUUAGGAAAUAACCUGCCCACAGGAGAAAUUUCUUCCUGCCCCUGUCCGUUCUGGGUCACACCCUGACGCCUGAGGGUCUGUAUCCCCUCCACACGCUCUGUCACGAUGGGGGUCCUCAUCCUCCGUUUUUAAUCCUACUGCUUGUCAGUUCCCUCAGUCCCCUCCACUGCCCCUCUCCCCGCCAUGCUCUGUGCGGGCAGCUCGGCUGUCUGAGAGGGGGGAUUUCCCAGGGCUGCUCCCCCAGCUCCUAGCUGUCCAGCGACUCUUUCCAUUUCCUGCUGGAGGGCGGCUCGGGGCCUGAUUCGCGGGCUGCAUGGUGCGCGACCCUCCCGGGAUGGAAGCAGACGGGACAGAGCCUGCACAAUCUGAGCUUCGGCCGCCAGCUGAUGUGUUAACAGCCGCGCGGCCCCCUGGCGUCUCUGUCCCGUGUUGUAGCGGGGAAGUCGCCGCGUCCUCCCGCCCCUCGCCCCCUUCGCCACUUCCAGGGCAACGCUCUGACCCUUCGACUCUCGCCGCCGCGCCGCGCCGCGCCGCGCCCUCGGGGGGGCCGCGGCCGCGGCCAGCUGCGCCGCAACCUGCGCGGGCGCUGCCUCUUUAAGACGCGGCCGGUGGCCGAGCUGCCUGAGGAUUGGUGCUUUAUUCCCGAGGCCGGGGGAUGAGCUCAUCUGCAGCCAACCGCGGCGCCUGUGGGGAGCCGGCCCCUCGCUCCGCGCCCGGCCCCAGCAGUGGGGCGAGGGGAGCGGCUCCAUGGGGGCGAGGUGGGUCCCGCACCCCCAGGGACCAGGCUCCUGACCCCAGCAGGGACUGAGCUGCUGAGGAUGCCCUGAGAGUGGCCAAGCCAUGAGCAGAGUCUCCCGUGAGUGCUUGGACUCGGAGUCCUGCUCCCGGGCGCUCUCCCAGGCCCGAAUGUAUCUCGAGCAGAUUCGGAGCCGUGUCUCUCCAGGGGGCCCUGAUGUGCAUGGAGCUGGGAAGCGGGAUUACCUGGUGGAUGCAGCAAAGCAGAUCCGCCUGGCACUGGAGCGGGAUGUGAGCGAGGACUAUGAGGAGGCUUUCAAUCACUACAAGAAUGGCGUGGACGUGCUGCUCAGCGGUGUGCAGGUUGACCCCAAUAAGGAGCGCCGUGAGGCCGUGAAGCGGAAGAUCACACAGUACCUGAAACGGGCUGAGGAGAUCUUUAACUGCCACCUGCAGCGGACUCUGGGGAAUGGGAGUUCCACUGCCACGGGAUACAGCAGCCUUCGCUUUCGGCCCAUCAGGACACUCAGCUCGGCUGUGGAGAACCUGAGGCACUGCAAGGUUGUGGGAGUGAUUGAGAAGGUGCAGUUAAUCCAGGAUCCAGCCACUGGGGGGACCUUUAUACUUAAGAGCCUCCCCAAAUCCCAUGUGGAGACCCGUGAGCGGCAGACCAUCAUCCCGCACGGAGUCCCCUUCAUGGCCAAGCUGCUGCACUAUUAUGUGAGCGAAGACUCCAUCUUCCUCCACCUGGAGCAUGUGCAGGGAGGGACACUCUGGUCCCAUCUUCACUCCUGGCCUCGAUUACAGCAAGGUUCCUCUGAUGGCCCCAGUAGCCUAAUCCCAAAGCCCAGCUCAGCUCUGGUAGGCUAUGGUGAGAAGCAGCGAGUAGGGAGCCGCCCGGGGGCUGGCUCGCAAUCCAGCCAGAGCUCCAGCUUCUGCCCAGAGAAUGGCACUGACUUCCCAACCUCUGCGAAUUGCCAUUCACCAGAAAUUGCUGACCAAUCAUCCUCUCAGGAGCAGUCACCUGACCACAUGGAUGCCAGACCAGGGACUGGCUGCAGGUUCCAUACUGGCCCCACCAAUGGCCUUAAGGGAGUUACUGGGGGGAAGGAUUUAAGUGCAACAUACACUCUGUUUGGUGUCACUGAUUAUGCCAUCAUGGCAAUGGCCAAGGGAUGCAGGGACCAGAGCUUGGCCUUCCAGUCAUGUGACUUAUUAACCAGCAGUGAUGGUGUCAGCAAUGUAUCAGAGAGGGAAGCUUCUCAGCAGGACACAAGGCUACCGGCUGAUGAAAGGCCGCCCCAGUCUCCUGCUGCAGUCCCGAAGGCUGUUGGAGGAGGCCACCUGGUGAAGGUGGAACCUCGAGUUUGCCAGGUGUCUGAUGCUCCCUGGGUUCAGCCCACAUGGCCCCCAGUGGCUCCCCCAGGACAAAGGCAGCUGCACCCUGGAACCACCCUGCACAGCUCCAGUGAGUCCUACAAGUGUGACGCUGGGGGGCAGGAGUCAUUGAGGAGUAUCUCAAGGGCCCGAGAAGGAGAAGGCCAUGAUCAGCACAGAGAGCAUCCAACUGCAGGACAGCGUGGGCCUCCAGUCCAUCGUUUUUUCCAAGGGGAUGGUCAGGGUACCUGGGAUGUGAAUGAAGAACUCAUCCGGCUGUGGGCAGCCGAAAUGCUCUUGGCUCUGGAGGGACUCCACCAACAGGGUGUGCUGUGCCGGGACCUCAACCCCAGAAACCUGCUGCUAGAUGGUGCUGGUCACAUCCGUCUCACCUUCUUUGGCCAGUGGACCGAGGUGGAGCCACAGUGCUGCAGCCAGGCCCUGGAAGAUAUGUACAGCGCCCCAGAAGUGGGUGGGAUUUCUGAGCUGAAUGAGGCCUGUGACUGGUGGAGCUUUGGGUCCCUGCUGUACGAGUUACUGACUGGAAUGUCGCUGUCCCAGAGCCACCCCUCGGGGAUUCACCCUCACACUCAGCUGCACCUUCCGGAGAGGCUCAGCCUGUCUGCUGCAUCCCUGCUCACUGAGCUGCUGCAGUUUGACCCCAAGCGACGCUUGGGCUCUGGAGGAGGCGGAGUCAACAAGCUGAAGAGCCAUCCCUUCUUCAGUACCAUCCAGUGGAACAAGCUGGUUGGCUAGACAGACACGUGGAGCAGCGAGGAGUGAAGGAUGGAGUCAUGGUGCCAGGCAGGGGACUGGCAGAGUGGGGCCCAGGGAGAGACCCAGAUCCUGUUGGGGAGGCAGAAUAUCCCCCUAGAUCAUUGGGUCACUGGGACCUGUGAUCCUGGGUGGUACUUGCAGCUCUGCCAGUCUCAGGGAGGUCCACUUCUGCAAGGGCUGAUGGCAGAGGUCUGGAUUGGGUCCAAUUUGCAGCCUUGGGUUCUUCUUCCUGGGAUAACUUCCAUUGGCGUUGCAGUAGAAUUUCCAAGAGAUCAGGCCAGGCUGGGGUCAAGUCAUGUUGUCUCCCUGCCCUCCUUCCCCCAGGUCCUCCUAUUCUCACCCUACAUCUAACCCAACCCUGGUAAAGGUCACUGACCCCUACAGAGGUGAAGACAUCAGUGUCAGGGGACCUAACUCAGUGCUCUUGGCCUACUACCCUUGCUGUCCCAUGGGUUCCCUGGGACAUUCCUGCCCCUCUUGACCCACAAGCUCUGUGGGGCCCUCCUUGCCUCCCCUGCUCACCUAGGGGCCUAGAGGGGCAGUAUCUCCCUCUGGGGCAGCUCCUUCUCUGUCCAUAGAUUCCACCAGCUCCCUGAUUCUGCCUGCCCUUGUCAGUGUGGGAUUCCCCCCCAUCCCAGUUACUCUCUCCCUAUUUCUCUCUGUUGCCUGAGCUCUUUACGGAUUAAUAAUGCAUUCCCAAUGGCUACCACUAGAUGGGGUCUGGAGUUGUGGUCUGUGUGUCUCACUGGCUGCAUGUGCACUAGCAGCACCUGCCCAUGCUGUCUUAGGGGUGGGGGGAGGAGCCACCCCCUCUGCUCCCCAGUGUGUGAGAGGCUCCCCUGGGAUCUCCCACCUGCUCCGAGUGAAUGUCUGAAAUCAAUAAAACAGCUUCGCCCAA